Messenger RNA from Gossypium arboreum, 804 nucleotides. RefSeq lists its product as uncharacterized. The record is from RefSeq and is a predicted model, not a curated record. The transcript is spliced from 2 exons. NCBI's taxonomy places the organism in Eukaryota, Viridiplantae, Streptophyta, Magnoliopsida, Malvales, Malvaceae. Bases 1 to 804 code for a protein of 267 amino acids.
AUGGGCGUGACAGUAAAGAAAAAUGCUGAAGGUGACUUGGUACCAACCCGAGUGCAAAAUGGGUGGCGUGUCUACAUUGAUUACAAGAAGUUGAACUCUUACACUAGAAAAGACCAUUUCCCUCUUCCUUUUAUAGAUCAAACGUUUGAACGUUUACCUGGAAAAACUCACUUUUGUUGUCUUGAUGGAUACUCAAGUUUCUUCCAAAUUCUAGUCGCACUAGAGGACCAGGAGAAUACCACUUUUACAUGCCCAUUUGGCAUAUUUGCGUACAGAAGGAUGACAUUUGGUCUUUGUAAUGCACCAGCCACCUUCCAGAGAUUCAUGAUGACUCUCAGGUACUUGAUCGCAAAAAAGGAAGAAAAACCAAGGCUCAUCAAGUGGAUUCUACUGCUCCAAGAAUUUGAAAUCGAGAUUCGGGACAAAAAGGAAUGCAAAAACUUGGUGGCUAACCACUUGAGUAGGUUAAAAAUACCUUUUGAUGGCGUCCCUAUUAAGGAAGAGUUCCCUGAUGAGAGCCUAUUUUCAACCGAAACACAUCUUUCAUGGUAUGCGGACUUGGUAAACCUUCUAGCCACAGGCUCAUUACCCAAUGGGUUAUCAUGUUCAGUGAAGGACAAGCUUAGACGAGAAGCUGGAUAUUACAUUUGGGAUGACCCAAUAUUGUGGAAACACUGUUUAGACCAGAUAAUAAGACGAUGUGUUCCAGAAAUCGAGGUAAAUUCUAUCCUUAAUUUUUGUCAUACUGAAGCUUGUGGAGGUCACUUUGGCCCUAAGCAGACUGCUCACAAGGUAUUGGUGUAA